Messenger RNA from Didymodactylos carnosus, 681 nucleotides. Lineage: Eukaryota; Metazoa; Rotifera; Eurotatoria; Philodinida; Philodinidae. The record is from the annotation of a GenBank genome assembly.
AUGCAACCGGCACCACCACCUCCAAGUGCUUUGGGGAAAUAUCGUCUUUUAUCGCCAACUGCGGCUGUUCGUGUCUCGCCACUCUGCUUGGGGGCAAUGUCCAUUGGUGACGCAUGGGAACGGAUGGGGACGCAAUCAAAAGAGAAUUCAUUCAAAAUUCUCGAUUCAUUCUACGAUAUGGGUGGAAACUUUGUCGAUACUGCCAAUAUGUAUCAAAAUGAACAAAGUGAAAUUUGGUUGGGAGAAUGGAUGGCCAAACGGCAGAAUCGCAGUCAAAUGGCAGGUAAAGUACUUUAUCUAGGUGCAAGUGAUACACCUUCUUGGGUGGUGGCGAAAGCGAAUCAAUAUGCAAGAGAUCAUGGACUACGUCAAUUUUCGGUCUAUCAAGGUCGGUACAAUGCUGCACAGCGGGAUGCAGAAAGAGACAUUAUGCCAAUGCUUCGAGACGAAGGAAUGGCUUUCGCACCUUUUGCAGCAUUAGGUGGAGGAAGGUUCAAAACAAAAGAACAAGUAGAAGCAAUGGAGAAGGCGGGUGAUAAAGGAAGAGCUUUUAACGAAUUUAUAAAAGCUUUUGAAGGCUCGGAAGGUGUUAUUCGUAAUCAGCUCGUUAAGUUGAAUUUGAAUAUGUAUAAUAAUGCCAAAAACAAAUUCCACCGAAAUUUUGCAUUACCUGAACCUUAG